AUGUAUCGCAAAAAGUUUUUAUCUGCUAAAGAACUCGAAGAGUUAUUGAUGAAUCCCAGUUCUGAUGAAGACGAGGAAUUAAAUUUGAAUUUGGAUGCUGCACUUCAUACAAACAUUAUUAUUUUACCUCCAAAAAAUGAUGCUGUUAGUGAUAAUGAGGACAUCGAUGAUAAUGAGCAGCUUUUGGAGGAUAGAAAUGAGUUCCCAAAUGAAUUGGCUGGCGAAGUUGAGCUAGAAUGCAUGUUUGAUGAUUUAAAUUCUCAAAAUCCUGAAAUCAAUGAACCGGAAGUCCAUGUUUCACCAAAUAAACCAAACAGUGCAUCUACAUCCCAAAACGUUGCUUCAACUUCUAAAAAGGAAUUGGCAUGUCUUCCUUAUAAGUUACCGAAGUGGUCAAAAAGCCAUCGUGUUGAAUUUUCAAAAAAACCAACAGACGUAUCAAGUGAAAAUAUACGAGCAAUUUAUGACAAAAUCGGUAAUUUCAAUCCUCUGGAAAUGCUAGAACUAUUUCUAGACAGUGACAUUAUCAAUUUUAUUGUUGACCACACAAACGCCUAUGCUAAUAUAGACAAAAAUAAUCCAACAUUCAAAACGGAUGGCAAUGAAAUACGCAAAUUCAUCGGCAUAAUGUAUUUCUCUGGAUUACAUACAGUGCCCCAAUUGGAUUUGUAUUGGUCUAAUCAACAAGUAUUUGGAUGCGACCUAAUAAAAAAUACAAUGAGUCGAGAUCGGUUCCGGAAAAUAAAGUGCUAUUUACACGUUUGUGACAACAGUAAAAUCGACCCCAGAGAUAAGUUUGCUAAAGUUUCAUUGCUCAACAAUAUGCUAAAUGAAAGAUUUAUGCAGUUUGGAGUAUUUUGCCAUCAUCUUUCAAUUGACGAACAGAUGAUACCAUACUACGGACGCCAUUCUGCAAAAAUGUUCAUCAGAGGAAAACCAAUACGUUUUGGAUAUAAGUAUUGGAAUUUGUGCUCACAUGAUGGUUACUUGUUCCAAUUCAUUCCUUAUGGUGGCGCAAGUAGUGAAAACUCCUCUGAAUUCGGGUUGGGAGAAAAUGUUGUACUCAGAUUACUUUCAAAAAUCGAUAAACCAAGUCAGCACACGGUAACUUUCGACAAUUUUUUCACGUCACACAAACUAAUAUAUCGGCUUUCUAAAUUGGGCUAUUUCGCAACAGGCACAGUUCGUGAAAAUAGAACUGGAAAAGCAGUGUUGACCGAUCCCAAACAAAUGAAGAAAAAAAGUCGUGGUUCCAUGGAUUUCGCAUUUGAUAAGGAAAAUGAAAUAGCAGCUGUUCGUUGGAACGACAAUUCAAUUGUAACAGUUUUAUCGAAUCAUUUGAUGGACCAACCAAUUAAUCAGGCGAAGCGGUUUGAUCGAAAGCAGAGGAAACAUAUCAACAUUCCAAUGCCAAAUGCAAUUCGUCAAUACAACGUAACGAUGGGUGGAGUUGAUUUAUUCGAUAACGCUACAAGCAACUAUAGGAUACGAAUUCGAGGAAAAAAGUGGUACUGGCCACUUUUAACAAAUGCCCUGGACGCAGCGCUGGUAAAUGCAUGGAAAAUGCAUUGCAUUUGCAAAAAAUUUGCCAAGGAAACAUCAAUGUCGCAACUAGAGUUUAGGACAUUUGUUGUAGAUGCACUGUUGCGAUCGGAAACAAACUCUGAACCUGUGUGUCAAACGGAAGGAAGCCCCAAUGUAGUGGUCCGUUUCGACAGUAUGAAACAUACUGUCAUCAAAACAGAAAAACGUCUCCGAUGUCGCAAGUGUUCCAGCCAAACCAUUUUUUCCUGCAGGAAAUGCAAUAUCCCCCUCCACCCUAAAUGCUUCGAAGAAUACCACACCAAAGCCCUUUCUUUGUAA
Episyrphus balteatus (marmalade hoverfly) is the source of this 1863-nucleotide messenger RNA. RefSeq names its product piggyBac transposable element-derived protein 3-like. Lineage: Eukaryota; Metazoa; Arthropoda; Insecta; Diptera; Syrphidae. The transcript is spliced from 3 exons. Bases 1 to 1863 code for a protein of 620 amino acids. Gene Ontology annotation, molecular function: sequence-specific DNA binding. The record is from RefSeq and is a predicted model, not a curated record.